Stylophora pistillata is the source of this 1127-nucleotide messenger RNA. RefSeq lists its product as uncharacterized. Gene Ontology annotation, molecular function: oligosaccharide binding. NCBI's taxonomy places the organism in Eukaryota, Metazoa, Cnidaria, Anthozoa, Scleractinia, Pocilloporidae. The record is from RefSeq and is a predicted model, not a curated record.
CCUCUCUGCUUUUUACCUUUCCUUCCUCUGCGCAUGACCGCUAGUCUGCAGUGUGAGCCCGCUCAGCAUUCAGAGAAUGGAAAGGCUCUCAAAGGUCACAUCUUUAAAAGAAAACGGGUACAAGAUCCGUACGAAUGUCGGGUGUUUUGCUACAGCGAGCUCACUUGUCAAAGCUACAAUUACGUCAAAACUGAUCAAAUUUGUGAGUUGAAUAACAGAACCAAAGAAGCAAGACCUGAAGAUUUUGUCCAAGAUUUAACUAGAUUUUACAUGCGAAGGUGGAAAAACAGAGUCUCUUUAGGCUCCAUUCCUGAGAUGCCCGCCGAGUCUUGUGAAGAGAUCAAAGCCAGCGAACAAUGGAUGGCAGUCAGCGGUAGAUAUUGGUUGGAGUCCCUGGAGACAAAAAUGAAGUUCAAGAAAUUUCUGGUUUAUUGCGACAUGGUAUCAUUGGAUCGGGCCUGGACUCUUCUCGCUCGAUUCUCAAACAGUGACACCAAAAACUGGAUGAAUGACUCAGGAUACUGGUGGUACGACAGUACAAAAGCUGCAGGAGAAACUGCUGAUCCGUCCAUCAACGUGGAUAUGAUCUCGCCAGCCUUCUGGCUAGUGAGCGGCAGUGAGUUUAAGAUCACGCGCAGUGAUGACUUUGGACACACUCCUUUGUUGCACACAACAGGGAACUGUCUCAGCGGGCAGACAUUCCGAUCCAAAAUCACUAGCUACGGUAACUUCAGAAACGGUUCAGUUUGGUCCGAUACAAAGUGCCUGGGAAAAUGCAAAGUUCAAUAUGGUGGACAGUACCUAACAACUGAGGGCUUUGGACAGGCUUCAUGCAACGGUGAACUGCAAGCUGCUGAUGAAGUCGGCUUCUGGUGUGACUGGCGCUGGAGUGGCUCUGUAAUCAUGAUUGGGGGAGGUGGGGCGGUUUGCUCACGUGCUGACCACGGAAUUGGAACAACGGUCGCGAAACUUGCCUCUUUUGAAAUCAAGGAAAACGGAAGACGAGAAUCUGACUUUAGUAAUGACGCUUGGGGUCAAAUAACUAAAAAUUGUUCAUUGAAUUUGUGGAUUUGUUAAUGCAUGCAAUGAUGUAUGAUUUGCUUCGAAUAUUUCACUUUUAAGUUUGC